Molecule: messenger RNA, 1284 nt
Organism: Dermatophagoides farinae (American house dust mite)
Lineage: Eukaryota; Metazoa; Arthropoda; Arachnida; Sarcoptiformes; Pyroglyphidae
Source: RefSeq, a predicted model, not a curated record
AUGACAACAAUAAUAAUACGAUCACCAUAUCAAAAUGAGAAAAUCAUUGCUUAUGAUAUUCAUUUACAAAAAAAUCAUAUAUGGUUCAUCACUGAUAAUCAUCGAUUAUAUCGUAUGAAAAUUGAUAAUCAAAAUAAUCAAAUACAAUUAGAAGGUGAAUAUCGUUGGUUUACAAUAACACAAUUGGCCAUUGAUUGGAUACAUAAUCUUCUUUAUAUGGUUGCUGAUCAAUCAGACAUUAUUCUUACAUCGAUCGCUAAUGAACAAUCACCAUACGUACCAUCAAUUAAUCGUCCAACAUCGUUAUUAUUUUCAUCAUAUCGUCGUACGAUAAGAAAAUUAUUAAUCUGUCCAGGUUUAUCGUUACUUGUUUGGCAUGAAAUUGAUUGGUCAGAUGCUAAUGAAAAUCGUUUACAAAUAGCACAACAAGAUGGUACUGAAAUGGCAAUGAUUUAUAAAAGUCGUACAUUCAUAUACGAUGUACAGAUUGAUCAAUCGAAUUAUGUUGUCUAUUUUGUGACAAAUGGACAAUUAGGUGAGAUAUCAUUACAAUCACCAGAUGAAUAUCAUCAAAAUUCCGAUGCCAUACAGAAACAUACACGAAUGUUUCGUUUACAGAAUAAUUAUGUAAAAAAUUUCAAUCUUAUUUAUCCAUAUUUUGUUGAAUACAAAUACAAUGGAUUAUUUGCAUAUAAAAUUGAUUAUAUAAGUCAAACACUUGAAGAUCAACCAACCAAACAAAAUUAUUUGGCCGAUUUAACUUAUUGGUCAUCUCGUUUAUCAUCGAAUCAGGAAUUCCAUUUAAUUCAUCGUUAUACACAACCAAGUGGACAAAUUGAACCAUUAUGUCCAUCAUCAAGAAAAUCAUUCUGUUCUGAAUUGUGUGUACCGAAUGGAAAUCGAUAUAGAUUUACAUGUCUUUGUUAUAGUUAUGAUAAAACAUGUGAAGAUUAUGGACAUUAUAAUCAUGAUGAAAAAACUACAACAACCACCACUACAACUACUACUACGACCACCACCGCCGCCACCACAACAACGAUGAAACCAAAUAAAUUACGUUCGAAAUUUCGUAGUUUUUCAGAUCCAGAAUUUUGGCAACACUAUAACCAAACAUCUGGAAUUAAAAUCCAUGACAAUAUGGAAUUGAAUAAAAAUAUCCGAAAACUGUCAUCAUCCAACAUGGUUCAUAUUACGAUUCCUUUUGCAUCGUUACCAUCAUCAACGACAAUGGCAACAUUGAAAAAUAUUACCGAACAAUCGAAAAAUUCUCUUGCGACAUUAUCA